This is a messenger RNA of Camellia sinensis, 374 nucleotides long. NCBI's taxonomy places the organism in Eukaryota, Viridiplantae, Streptophyta, Magnoliopsida, Ericales, Theaceae. The record is from RefSeq and is a predicted model, not a curated record.
UCUCAUGACGACAUACCCUCAAAGACAUGUAUGUACGGUGAUAUAUCUCUAUCUCUCUCUCUCUCUCUCUCCUCUCUUUCUCUCUCUCUAUAUCUAUACCUAUAUCUCCAACUCCAUUUUGCUCUGCUUUUUGGUCCUCAGACAGACAGACAGACAGACAGACAGAGAGAAAUUAAAACCCUAAUUCACUUCGAUCUCUAGAGAGAGAGAGAGAAACCCUCGGAUUGUAAUGAUGGGCUCCAAUUCAGCUCUCUCUGCCGUUUUUCUUCUCUUACUGUUCUGUUCUACGCCGGUUGUUUACGCCGGCGAUAUAGUUCACCAGGACGAUGUAGCACCGAAGAGGCCUGGCUGCGAAAACAACUUCGUUCUGGUGA